Messenger RNA from Homarus americanus (American lobster), 1716 nucleotides. RefSeq names its product transcription initiation factor TFIID subunit 9B-like. Gene Ontology annotation, molecular function: transcription coactivator activity; protein heterodimerization activity; RNA polymerase II general transcription initiation factor activity. Gene Ontology annotation, cellular component: transcription factor TFIID complex; SAGA complex. The transcript is spliced from 5 exons. The record is from RefSeq and is a predicted model, not a curated record. The coding region runs from base 103 to 903 and encodes 266 amino acids. Gene Ontology annotation, biological process: RNA polymerase II preinitiation complex assembly; DNA-templated transcription initiation. Lineage: Eukaryota; Metazoa; Arthropoda; Malacostraca; Decapoda; Nephropidae.
UAUGAAGUCUUCAGGGAAGUUGUUUACAAAUUUUAGUAGUGGAAGCUGCUCACUGCUCAGGGGUUUUAUUUAGUUUAAUGCUUCUCCAUUAUAACCGCGAAUAUGGCAAAAGAACCAAAAGUUGCAGUACCCAAAGAAGCUCAAGUGAUGAGCGCCAUACUAAAGGAUAUGGGUAUAACCGAUUACGAACCCGGAGUUAUAAAUCAAAUGCUGGAAUUCACUUACCGCUAUGUGUCACAAAUCUUGGAUGACGCCCGGGUUUAUGCCAACUAUGCUAAGAAGAUUAAGACUAUCGAAAUGGAUGAUGUGAAGUUGGCUGUCCACAUGCAGAUGGAGAAAUCCUUCACCACACCACCACCAAGGGAUUUGCUACUGGAUUUGGCAAGAACUCGAAAUGCUUACCCUCUGCCAGCCAUCAAGGCCAACCAGCAAGGCAUCAGACUUCCUCCUGACCGUUACUGCCUCUCCGCUUGUAAUUACAGACUUAAACCAUCUCGGAAGAAAAUCUCCAGUCUUUCAAGUAGUCUUGGUGGCGGAAAUCGUAUUAGUCUGGGUGGAGCUGGUGCAGGGAUGAAGAUUGCUGCAACCCCCAUCAAACCUACGAUAUCCAUGGUUACAACCAAGACGGGAAACAACCAGACCGUCACCUUAGUACAGAAACCUGCUACAGGCAUCCCCUCUGGCCCCACACAGAAGAUUGUUAGUGUCAACAGACCUGUUUUCAAAGUUACUCCUGGGCCACCUGGAGGAAGUACUCCAAAGAUUCAGUUGUCUGCUGGCAACAGUGGCCUCCCUGGUAAUGUGAUGGUAAAUGUGACUUCUGCUUCUAGUGUAAAGAUGGAGACAGACUCUUCGUCAUUUAAGAGAAAACGGGAAGAUGAAGACUAUGACUCUUUUCAAUAAUCUUGUCUGUUGUGCAUGAUAUUAUCUUUGUAGAAUAUGUUUGCACAGUAUUUUGAUUGUGGCAUUGUGCUUUGAAUGUAGGUUAAGAUAUACAUGUUAUUGGAACACAAGGGUUGUCAUAUUGCUUGUGACCUACAUGAAUGGAUACUGUGCUAGGUUCUGAUGAAAACUUAUGGUAGACUCAUGAUGCACAUGCCACUGACAAAUGUGCUCAACACAUAUUUGUACAAAGUAAAGCCAAUUUUCACUAAUUUUAUUUUUUGUUUGUGGCAUUAAACAUCUCUUUAAGAACCCCCCCUUUUCCUUUUUUUUUGCUCAUAAUUUGACAACUUGAAAUUUUUCUUUUAUAGGUACAGUAACUGGCUUUUCCAAAAUAUGUACAAAUGAUCAGACUGGGCUCUAGCAGUAUAUAAUAGCAUAAUUAUGAUUCUAGUGUAAAUGCAGAAUUUUUGAAGAUGGUUGUAAUCUCAAUUGCUUUUGGAACUGAAGGUCUGAAAAUUUAAAUAAGGAUGAUAAAAUGUGGAAGAGGAAUUACCAUAUUGUGCUACAAUUUCCACUGCAGUUAGGCCUUCCCAUGGUGUAGAAGUACAGUAAUGACUCCUAUACACAUCUUACCUGUGAAUUUUAGUAUAUUCCAUUCAUAUUGUAAUUGGUGUCCAAUUCUAUAAAAGUGUCAUCAAGAACUCAUGAUUUUAAUACAGUACAGUGGAAUUAUGUCAGGAAGAGCUGCCUUGCAAAAACCCAGAAGAGCAUUACAGAUUUGACUAAGUAAAGUUGUAAUUUGUAUUAUUUUAAAUAAAGGAUAUGUGGAAA